GCCUAGAGGGGCAAAUGGCGAAAGUCAGUCCAAAUAACCACCUAUAAAAACACACAACACACUUCGCAUUGCAUCCAGUCGUUAUCCCGACAAACCAACGCACGAGAGGCAUAAUGAAAACAUCGAUCUGCUUAGUUUUCCUGCUGGUAGCAGCAGCAGCUGCCAGCGAGAAGAAGACUACAGAGAAGAAGGCUGAGCCUCUGGACAAGAAGUUGGACAAGCGUGGUCUCCUAAACCUCGGUUAUGGGUACGGCAUCAGCGGUCUUGAUGUUGGCUACCUCGGCAGCGGACAUGGAAUCGGUGGUGCUUACAACGUGAUUGACGAUGGCGCCUACUCCCACGGCGGAUACGCCCAUAGUAUCCCUCUUGGCGAGCAUACUGACGUAGUCAAGACCAUCACUCUUGUUAAGGGAGUUCCCGUCGCCUACCCCGUCGAGAAGCAUGUGCCAUACCCUGUCGAAAGGCCUGUGCCUUACCCCGUCAAAGUCCCCGUGCCACAACCCUACGAGGUUAUCAAACACGUGCCUGUUCACGUGAAGGAGUACGUUAAGGUCCCAGUUCAUGUUCCCGCACCAUACCCUGUUGAGAAGAAGGUGCCUUACCCGGUGCAUGUUCCAGUCGACAGGCCCUACCCCGUUAAGGUUCUCGUUCCUCAGCCCUACCCAGUAGAGAAGCACAUCCCCUACCCCGUGAAGGUGCCAGUGCCUCAGCCUUACCCCGUGGAGAAACAUGUGCCAUAUCCCGUUGAAGUUAAAGUACCCGUUCCUCAACCUUACCCUGUUGUGAAGCACGUCGGUGUACCCGUCAAGGUGCCCGUUGAUAGGCCUUACCCCGUACAUGUGCCUGCACCUUACCCUGUUGAGAAGCAAGUGCCAGUCGCCGUUCCCGUUGAGAAGCCCGUGCCUGUGCCUGUGCAUGUGCCCGUCGACCGUCCCGUGCCUGUGCACGUUGAGAGGCCCUACCCUGUGCCCGUGAAGGUGCCCUACCCAGAGCCCUACCCCGUGUACAAGCACGUCCCCUAUCCCGUGGAGAAACCCGUUGCUGUACCCGUCAAGGUUCCCGUCGACAGGCCUUACCCCGUACAUGUAGAGAGGCCCUACCCAGUCGCUGUGGAGAAGCCCUACCCCGUGCCUGUGAAAGUGCCAGUCCUUGUCAACGAGCACUCCUACGGUCACGAUUCUCUUAGCCACCUCAGCUUCGGAGGCUCCUAUUAUGGCCACUAGAAUGUAUAGUAUAGUUACUUAGUGUUCAUCCGCCA
Molecule: messenger RNA, 1258 nt
Organism: Hyposmocoma kahamanoa
Lineage: Eukaryota; Metazoa; Arthropoda; Insecta; Lepidoptera; Cosmopterigidae
Gene: CPG13
Product: skin secretory protein xP2-like
Exons: 2
Coding region: 114-1223 (369 amino acids)
Source: RefSeq, a predicted model, not a curated record